AUGUCGGAGGAGGACCCCCAAGCAUGCGCGGAGCCAGAGGAGCCCAAGGCCGGGCCCCCGCCGGAGAGAACCAGCGACUGCUACCGCGUGAGCGAGGACCUGCCAGCCAGGUUCAACAACCCGGCCUGGUUUCGGGGCUACAGGACCAAGGAGCCCCUCUCAGUGUACAGGACCAGUAACCAAGCUUAUGGGAGCAGAGCCCCCACCGUGCACGAGAUGCCGAAGGUGUUUUAUCCAAAUUCGUAUAAGUUUUCCAGACAAGUUGCAGCGGGUGGAAUGUUCCAGAACAACACGCUCAAUGUCUACAUGGAGAAGAGCAUCGUGACGGGUCCCGACAACUAUAUCACCUCCUACGACCGGCUCAACUUCCACCCCAGCUACAGAGUCUGCAGGCCGUCCAUCUGUGACUGA
Messenger RNA from Rangifer tarandus platyrhynchus (Svalbard reindeer), 411 nucleotides. The record is from the annotation of a GenBank genome assembly. NCBI's taxonomy places the organism in Eukaryota, Metazoa, Chordata, Mammalia, Artiodactyla, Cervidae.